UGCUGGAGCAGUCGAAGUGUUCGGAGGUAUAAUUCGCGUGUCCCGUUUCGAUUAAAGUUUUAGUGUGAAAAAUAUCACUAAAAUCCCCAAGAGGUAUCAAUUUUUUCGAACAAAGCUCGAACGAAUCGUAUUUUUAGUGAUCCAACCGGUGAAAAGCUUUCGAAAGCACCCCUUCCGGCUUUGGGGGGUGGCCCGCGGUAGCACCCUUAUUUGUCAAUAAGGAUAAAAAGGAGAGCCUCGCGUUCUUUUUCCGGUCGCCCGUCGCGCCGUCGUAUGUUUCGCGUAGCACCCGAUUUUACUGUUUAGAGAAAGAAAACUGUAAUCUUAAAUCUCCCUCCGGGGGAGAGAAAAGGACCUGAAAAAGUGAAACCGACUGAUUUAGUGUUGUGAGGAUUCGCGUCAAGUGAUUGAUAAUUUAAUUGGACCAAACUCCCUAGUGAACCCGAGCGGGAGCGUUUCGCAAUGACUUUUUGCCGUGCGGCGACAAUGUUCGCGAUAUCGUGUGUAGUGCUGUUAAGUAGCUUCAAUUGCUUAAAUGUGGUUGGAGCGGGCUCCAAAGUGGACGACUCGAAGGGGCCGGUUUUCCUGAAAGAACCCACCAAUCGCAUUGAUUUUUCCAACUCGACCGGAGCCGUCGUGGAAUGUAGUGCCACCGGAAAUCCUCCGCCGGAAAUGAUCUGGAUUCGUAGCGAUGGAACGGCCGUAGGUGAAGUUCCCGGAUUACGUCAAAUUCUGUCCAACGGUAAUCUGGUUUUCCCACCGUUCCGCGCCGAGGACUACCGCCAGGAUGUGCACGCCCAGGUCUACGCUUGUAUGGCCAGAAAUCAGUUCGGAUCGGUCAUUUCGAGGGAUGUGAAUGUGCGCGCUGUCGUUCAGCAACAUUACGAGUCCGAGGUUAACAACGUUUACGUUAUUCGUGGCAACGCGGCUAUUCUGAAGUGCUCGAUCCCUUCGUUCGUUUCGGAUUUUGUCUCUGUAGUCUCGUGGAACGACGACUCGGGCAACGUGUACCGAUAUCUUGGCAACGAUAGCCAUUCGGACGAGCUUGAAAUCGAUGGCAAAUACAUGGUUCUCCCAUCCGGUGAGCUGCACAUCCGUGAAGUAGGCCCAGAAGAUGGUUACAAGAGCUACCAGUGCCGAACUAAGCACCGGCUGACCGGUGAAACUCGCCUUUCGGCCACCAAAGGACGUCUCGUGAUCACAGAACCACUUGGUAGGGUGGCUCCCAAGCUAUCUUCAACUUCCAAGAUCCUUACGGUGGAAUCGAGGAUCGGAAAAACGAUAGCGAUGGUAUGCCCCGCUCAGGCAUUUCCGGUACCAGUGUUUAGAUGGUACAAGUACAUCGAGGGAACUACCCGAAAGCAGGCCGUAGUGCUGGACGAGCGCGUCAAGCAAGUCUCCGGAACACUGAUCAUUAAGGACGCCGUCGUAGAUGACUCCGGAAAGUACCUGUGCGUUGUCAACAAUUCGGUGGGAGGCGAAAGUGUGGAAACCGUGCUGACCGUUACCGCUCCGCUAGCGGCCAAGAUUGAACCACGCACCCAAACGGUUGAUUUCGGUCGUCCGGCAAUGUUCACCUGUAAGUUCUCCGGCAAUCCGAUCAAAACCGUUUCCUGGAUGAAGGAUGGAAAAUCUCUGGGUCACAGCGAUGCCGUGCUGCGAAUCGAGUCGGUGAAGAAAGAAGACAAGGGCAUGUACCAGUGCUUCAUCCGCAACGAUCAGGAAAGUGCCCAGGCUAGUGCUGAAUUGAAGCUGGGAGGACGAUUUGACCCACCCGUGAUCCGUGAAGCAUUCCCCGAGGAAACUCGUCACCCAGGACCAUCCGUAUUCCUGAAGUGUAUUGCUGGAGGAAACCCAACACCGGAAAUCUCCUGGGAACUCGACGGAAAGAAGAUCACCAACAGCGAACGCUACCAGGUCGGACAGUACGUAACCGUGAACGGAGAUGUUGUUUCGCAUUUGAACAUCAGCUCGAUUCACUCGAACGAUGGUGGUCUGUACAAGUGUACCGCUAGCAGCAAGGUUGGUGUGGCGGAACAUUCGGCCAAGCUCAACGUGUACGGCUUACCUUACGUGCGCACUAUGGAAAAGAAAUCGAUCGUUGCUGGGGAAACACUGAUUGUAACCUGUCCCGUCGCUGGAUAUCCGAUUGAUUCGAUCGUGUGGGAAAGAGACAACCGUCAGUUGCCGAUCAACCGCAAGCAGAAAGUAUUCCCCAAUGGAACCCUUAUCAUCGAGAAUGUUGAGCGAAAUUCUGACCAAGCUACCUACACAUGUGUGGCUAAAAAUUCCGAAGGAUACACCGCACGAGGAACGCUUGAAGUUGCUGUUAUGGUGCUGCCACAGAUAGUGCCGUUUAGCUUUGGCGAUGAACAGGUCAAUCAGUACGACAUGGUAUCGACUAUGUGCACCGUAAACAAGGGUGAUAUGCCAAUCGAUGUAAGCUGGGAGUUUACUUCUCUGCUCGACCAGCGAACACCUCGGAGGCUGCAUACAAGUGACGGAAUUCUUAUCAGUCGAAGUAGUUCACGGAUCAGUACAUUGAGCAUUGAUUCAGUCAGAGACCGUCACGGUGGGAACUACACUUGCCGAGCGAAAAAUCAGGCUGGUUUCGUAGAGUUUACUGCUAUUCUUUCUGUUAAUGUUCCACCAAGAUGGAUUCUCGAACCGACCGACAAGGCUUUCGCACAAGGCUCUAACGCAAAGGUCGAAUGCAAAGCCGAUGGGUUCCCGAAGCCUCAAGUCAGCUGGAAGAAGGCCAUCGGUGAUACCCCCGGAGAGUACAAAGAUCUUCGUUCAAAUGAUUCGAGCAUUCGCGUAGAAGAAGGUUCGCUGUUUAUUAGCAACAUUCAGAAAUCGAACGAAGGCUACUAUCUGUGCGAAGCGAUUAACGGUAUAGGAUCGGGUCUCAGCGCGGUCAUCCUCAUCAGCGUCCAAGCUCCGCCAGAGUUUACCGAAAAACUUCGCAACCAAACCGCACGACGAGGUGAGCCAACUGUCCUGCAAUGUGAAGCGAAGGGAGAGAAGCCCAUUGGAAUCCUGUGGAACAUGAACAACAUCCGAUUGGACCCCAAAUCAGACAACCGAUACACUAUUAGAGAGGAGAUCCGUCCCGAUGGAGUUAUGUCGAGCCUUUCGAUCAAGCGAACCGAACGUAGUGAUUCUGCUUUGUUUACCUGUAUGGCUACCAACGCGUUCGGAAGUGACGAUGCCAGCAUCAACAUGAUUAUUCAGGAGGCACCCGAAAUGCCCUACGCCCUUAAAGUUCUUGACAAAUCCGGACGCACCGUGCAGUUGAGCUGGGCUAAACCAUACGAUGGACUCUCACCGUUGAAGCGAUACAUCAUCGAAUUCAAGCGAUCGCGGGGCACCUGGGAUAACGAUGUAGACCGCGUUAUUGUUCCUGGUCAUACCAACGAAGCUCAGGUCCAGAAACUCAGCCCCGCCACGACAUACAACAUUCGAAUUGUUGCCGAAAACGAAAUUGGAGUUUCAGACUCGUCGGAAGUUGUUACGAUUAUUACAGCCGAGGAAGCUCCUUCGGGUAAAACACAAGCGAUUAAGGUUGACCCUAUCAAUCAAACCACUCUGCGUGUUAGCUGGAAGGCUCCUCCACGUGCCGAAUGGAACGGUGACAUUCUUGGUUAUUAUGUCGGAUUCAAGCAGACAUCCCAGAACUCGUCCUACAUCUACGAAACGGUGAACUAUUCUUUGGAAGGUGGCGAAGGAAAGGAACACAGCUUGGAAAUCAACAACUUGAAGACAUACACUCAGUACUCGAUAGUGAUACAAGCGUUCAACAAGGUCGGUGCUGGUCCAAUGAGCGAAGAAGAGAAACAAUAUACUGCCGAAGGAACUCCGGAUCAACCUCCAAGCGACACAAGCUGCACAACACUUACCUCACAGACAAUUCGCGUAUCCUGGGUUAGCCCUCCACUAGAAUCGGCAAACGGCGUCAUCAAGGGAUACAAGGUUGUCUAUGCCCCAAGCGAACUGUGGAAUGAUGACAAAAAUAAAGACUACAAGAAAACUGCCUCCAGCGACACUGUUCUGCAUGGACUCAAAAAGUACACCAACUACACCAUGCAGGUUCUGGCCACUACAUCAGGAGGUGACGGCGUUCGCAGUGCCCCAAUCCAUUGUCAAACUGAACAGGAUGUUCCAGAAGCACCCACCGCUGUUAAGGCCCUAGUAAUGUCGGAAGGAUCCAUUCUUGUUUCCUGGCAACCACCAUCCCAACCUAACGGAGUCAUUCUGCAAUACACUGUGUACAUCAAGGGAGGUGAACAAGAUCCCAAGAGUCAUAAAGUGCCAUCCUACCAGAUCAGCUACGAAGCAUCCGGUUUGGAGAAAAAUCAACAAUACGAAUUUUGGGUUACCGCAAGCACAACGAUUGGUGAAGGUCAACAGUCCAAAACACUCUCCGCUAUGCCAAGUGACAAAGUUCCUGCUAAGAUUGCUUCAUUUGAUGAUACCUUCACGGCUACCUUCAAGGAAGACGCCAAACUCCCAUGUCUCGCUGUCGGAUCUCCCACUCCAGAUAUCACGUGGAAGAUCAAAGGUCAAGAAUUCGUCCCCAAUGAACGCAUUCGUCAACUCCCCGAAGGUUCUCUCUUUAUCAAGGAUGUCAUUCGACAAGAUGCAGGAGAUUACACUUGUACUGCGGAAAAUUCAAUCGCAAAGGACUCCAUCACGCAUCGAUUGAUCGUUCUCGCGCCGCCACAGUCCCCUCAAUUAACGUUGACUGCCACUACCACCGAUUCGUUGUCUGUGAAACUGAAGCCACAUGAAUCGGAUACCGCUCCUCUGCAGGGUUACACGUUGCACUACAAACCCGAAUUUGGCGAGUGGGAAACGAUUGACGUUGCUCUGGAAGCGCCGAAAUACACAAUCGAAAACCUGUACUGCGGAUCGAGAUAUCAGGUGUACUCUACAGGUUACAAUAGCAUCGGGGCUGGGGAACCAUCAGACAUCCUUAACACACGUACGAAGGGAUCGAAACCUUUGCUGCCGGAUCAAUCACGCUUCAUUGAAGUCUCCUCGAACUCGAUCACACUGCAUCUGCCGGCAUGGAAAGAUAGCGGCUGCCGAAUGUCUCACUUUGUUGUCGAACACAAAAAGAAGGACCAAAUCGAUUGGAAUCAAAUCUCGAACAAUGUGAAGCCCGGCGGUAACUUUGUUGUGCUCGACCUCGAACCUGCCACAUGGUACAACUUGCGUGUGACUGCCCACAACAAUGCCGGAUUCACUGUUGCCGAAUAUGAGUUUGCCACUCUCACCAUCACCGGAGGUACGAUCGCUCCAAAUCUUAACUCGAUCCAGCCGGGCGUCAUGUAUCCGCCAUGGAUUCCUCACUGGGUCGAUCUGAACGUUAUGGUACCCCUGAUCGCGACCAUAAUUGUAGUGGGCGUAGGUGUCCUAGUGAUUUGCGUAGCAAUCUCACGCCGACGAGACGACGAUCCACGCUGCGGACCCAAGGAUGUUUAUUACGAUGUUGUGUACAACCAAUCGAUGGGACCAGCUGGAGCCGCAACGAUGGACAAACGAAGACCCGAUAUCCGUGACGAACUGGGCUAUAUUGCACCACCGAACCGAAAACUUCCACCUGUACCCGGAUCCAACUACAAUACCUGCGACCGAGUUAAGCGAGGAACUGUGAUAAGCAAUAAUCCUACCAAUAAAUCCAAUCACUCAACAUGGGAUCCCCGACGGCCACUGUAUGAGGAACUGAAAAAUGUUGGUCCAACUCUACCGAGGAGAUGCAACCAUCCACCGGCUUGUUACGGCAUGGAGGAUGAGAUCUGCCCGUACGCCACCUUCCAUUUGCUUGGGUUCCGCGAAGAGAUGGACCCCACCAAGGCGAUGAACUUCCAGACCUUCCCCCAUCAGAACGGCAUGGGCGGUCCGGGCCACAUGGGAACGAUGGGAUCCAGCAUGGCCAUGCAGGUGCCGAAUCACGUGCACUCACGCUCCGGCUCACAGUCAAUGCCACGCCAGAACCGGUACGCACGCAAGAACAGCCAGGGAGGACAGAGCAGCAUCUACACGCCGGCACCCGAGUACGAUGAUCCCGCAAACUGCGCAGAGGAGGAUCAAUACAGACGGUACACUCGCAUCAACUCUCAGGGAGGAUCGCUGUACUGUGGACCUGGACCCGAAUACGAUGACCCGGCCAACUGCGCACCCGAGGAAGAUCAGUACGGAUCACAGUAUGGUGGCAACUACGGUACCCCGUAUGAGCACUACGGAUCACGAGGAUCGGUUGGGCGUCGCAGCAUUGGCUCUCCUGAACCUCCACCACCGCCACCACGCAAUCACGACACGAGCAACUCGUCAUUUAACGACUCCAAGGAAAGCAAUGAGAUUUCGGAGGCAGAGUGCGACCGAGAUAACGGACCCCGAGGCAAUUAUGGCGCAACGGCGAAAUCCAACGACGCUCUGAACGGAGAGGAAACAGAAAAAUUACUGAAAAGAAACGAAGUCAAACCCAAGUACGCCAAACAAGCAGCAGCCCCCGCCGGUUCAGGACUCACAGCCUACGAUACUAUGGCAGUGUAAUCUAUAAGCUGCUAAAACCGCUAAACGCUACAACUAGUAGUUCUACUAGAAAACAACCAAUUUUCUCCUUUUAAUCUGUAAGUUUUUGCUCCGACUGUGUAUCGCCGACCCUAUCAUCAUCAUAACACACACACACAUUGCCACUCAUUUUUGAAUCAUAACUAAACUAUAAGCACAAACAUGUGACUCCUCCGAAUCGAUAUCCUAUCAAGCAACUCCAUUGGGAGUAGCAAAAGAGUCCCGUCGCUUUUGCUGUGGGGAAAACGCCACCAGCUCAACAGCAGCAGCAGUGGUCAAAUCCAAACAGAUUAUUAGAUUUGUAUAAUUACUACGAAGCAACUCGUGUAUGUUUUUACUCAGUGUCUAUAUAUUGUAUAAGAUUUCAGUCUUCGUAUUAAGUGUAUGUUAACGUUUAAUUAUUUACCACUGUAUUCGAUCGAUUCAAAACAUUUUUUCGAGAUUUGAUCGCGCAUUACCUAGGCGCAGGUAGCACAGACAAAGGCAUAGAAAACCCUUUCUCAACCGAUAUGGAACAUAGAAAACCUAAUCAAAAUCCAUCAAUCGCAUCCAAAAUCACAUUUCUUCGCAGGCUAAACAAAAUAUGAUACAGAUAUAACAAAUUAGUCUUACACCUAACCAAUUUUACUAUCGACUAAAACUACGCGAAGUAAGAACCGCUGCAAAGCCAUUGCUGAGUGCGAGCUAUUUUCGAAGAGGAACCAGCCGCAAUCAAAUUUAUUAAAUUAUUACGAUGUAAUAAUGCCAAAAAAGAAGUGUUAGGAAUCAGGAUGCAGCCGCGACAGCAAUCGGCGGAGCGCGAAAAUAUACAUAUAAACGCAUAAUUCAGGCAAGAGAAUAUCUAGGUUAGAAUACGUAGGUGUGUAGCAAAGGUGAGGAGUGAUGAGAGCGAAUUUUGCGAGAAUGUGGAAUGAAACUAAACGUAAAAAAGUAAAAAUAACUAUCAAUAACGAAAUACAAAUGAGUGUAAUUCAAAAUUUGUUACUCAGCCAGGUGCGAGGUGGAUGAUUAUUUUCAGUCAUCCACUAUGCGAUGGAGAAUUGAAUACGAUAUUGAGAUGCCGAUCAUAAUGGAGGAUUGUCUCGAGAUUUGCAACCCAAUGACCUAAUCACAAACUAAUGUAAUGUAUAAGUUUUAUAUUUAUCUUUUACGAGAAAAGCUUUAAUUUGCUCCAAAUAAGCAUAUUCCUAGGUAAUAAGUUUUUUGAUUUGAUGUUUUUACUAAUAAGCACAAUUUACGCCAAUGCCCAAUAUGAUAGGCAGAGAUUACUAUACCAAAAAUCCAACAAUACAAGGAACCACUAGAUGAUUGCUCAACAUUUUCUACUACGAGUCUGUCCCUUGAAUUGGUAGUAAUCCCGCAACACAACAAAAAUACAUCAGUUUUGAGUGUGGCUACGAAAUUGAACCAUUUAAUUUGUCUAAGAAUUGAUAUUAGUUACUUUAUGGGUUGAAAAUUUCAGUCUUGAUUCAACGUUUUAACAUUAUGCAGUAUCGAUAUUAUAAUCCGCGUUUCUACCCCUUUCACAAAUAUCUGAAAAAAAAUGAAUUUCGAUCCCACAACCCUUUUAUAGACUCUUACGGUUGUGAAAAGGGGAGCUUGAAGCUAUCUUUGAACUGUAUCUCCCUACAACCCUAUAAUUCCCUUUUUCUCGAGACAUCCACCAAUCGCAGCUCGCACAAGUUUGGAUUAAGAAGGAAAGCAAAUAAAAAAAAAAAAUAUAUAUAUAUAUAUAUAUAAAUAAUAUCCAUUUUGCUAGGUAUGUUUACAUUAUACUAAUAACUACAAAAUACUGUAAACGAUUAUAGAAAUCCUUAUAACUAGUAACAUUUUUCAGAAAUUGUAUGAACAGAAGAAGAGACAAAAUUGGGACUCGGUUAUUUACAAAAUUAAAUAAAACUCACUUUUGUAAUUUAUUGAAUAUAGCCAAUUAAGUGAUAGGAACAAAUUUUUUAUACUGUGUGAUGAACUUUUUUGGCCCCACUAUUGAUUGGUUUGGUUUUUGGGUUCCUUGUAUAAAUUUUAAAACAUUUCGAGCUGCACUCUACUUUCUGUCAAAGGAUCUGAACAAAAAACCGUGAUUGAGAUAUUUGUUUGAAAAAAAAACGAAAGACUAUUUGGGAUUAAAACCAACUAUAAGAAUAGUAAAAUGAAAUUUGUAUCUUGAUUGUAAUGCAACUCAUCCAAUAUAACAUGCAAAAACAUACGAAACUCUAAGAAAGCAAAAUAUUGCAAUGUUUUUCCACCUAUGGAUAGUGAAGUUACUGGAUUAACUAUUACAAAUACAGUGUUUAUUAAGAGUAAAACGAAAAUAAUGAAAGAAAAAAAACAUAAAUUUAAACAAAUGUUUCGACAAAACAAGUGAACAAGAAAAUCAAAUGUUGGAAGGUUUUGGUAUUAAAUCAGCUAGUAAUACAAGAUGUACUCAGCAACAGAGCUUAUAAUUUACACCACCUCAUUGAUUGAAGAACCACCAGAGGAUUGAAAACCACAGAAAUAAUAAUUUCCUCACAGGUCCGCGGCUAUAUCUUCUCUUCGUUGUUUGCCUUAACCAACUACAACAAGAACGAACAACUGUGCGCUUUCUAGUCAAAAUUGCAGCUUUUUUUUUCUUAAGUCACAAUGUUUGGAACAAUGUUUUGCUUCAUGUGCCAUAAUAAUUAUAUGCUUUGUUGUUUUUCGAGAGCAACAUCAGCAUUCACACAAACACACUCGAAAAGCGUGAUUUCAAUUUGAAGAGAAAAAAAAACAAAGCAAUCGGAGACAACAUAGGUAUGUCAAUAUUUUGCUGACAAUGAAAUGAUGUUUAUAUAAAUUGCCGCCGGUCCAUGAAAAGAUAGCAUCACACACACAGUCAUAUAUAUACACAAUACAAACGAAAUUAAUCAAAACACAUGCAAUUGUGUACAAAAAAACUAGAGUGUUUUGUUCUCCUUGAUUGAUGAGAAAAUGCAUCUUAGCGUCCAUUUAGCAGGGGUUUGCUGUUCCAUCGCAUCCUCGAGUGGUGAAGGAUAUUCCUGAGCAAUCAUGAUGUGAUCCGAACGAAGACUAAUCUUAUGCGUUACGUUUCUUACUUCUACAGCAUCAUGUGUAGAAUUUUGUGAAGAUCUACGGACUUAAUUACACGAUUUACAAAUGAUUUGUUCGACUUGGUGGUUCACAGCUUGUCUGCUUCGGAAUAGUCAUCCCCAAUCAAGGAUCGUUCGACAUCAACCAUCGUUUUGUUACUAUUCAAAUUAGCCAAAAGUAAUGCUAGAGAACUUUCUUUAACUCUGUGGAACAAAAAGAGAAAAAAAUAAUCAAUUGCUCGACUAUAUAUGGCAUGUGAAACUAAUAAAACAAAAGCUAUAUAUGAAAACAAACACAAAAAAAACACAAAUAAUAAUCCACAAAUUCGAUGUAGUUGUAUUUGCUCGCUUUACUAUGGAACAAAACAAAAACAAGAUAAGUGAAAAUCUUUAACAAACGCAACUAGUAAUUACUAUCAGGUAAAAUUAUUAUCUUGAAUACAAGAUAUUGAUGAAGUGAAAAAAGCAACUAAAUUUGGAAGUGUGGGAUGCACGGGCGAAACUGAAUUAUUGAUAAAAACUUGAAAAGUACUAAUAAAAAAAAUGUAAAAUUCCAA
Molecule: messenger RNA, 10201 nt
Organism: Toxorhynchites rutilus septentrionalis
Lineage: Eukaryota; Metazoa; Arthropoda; Insecta; Diptera; Culicidae
Gene: Dscam1
Product: cell adhesion molecule Dscam2
Exons: 24
Coding region: 463-6558 (2031 amino acids)
Biological process (GO): dendrite self-avoidance; homophilic cell-cell adhesion; axon guidance
Cellular component (GO): axon; plasma membrane
Molecular function (GO): cell-cell adhesion mediator activity
Source: RefSeq, a predicted model, not a curated record